Messenger RNA from Zingiber officinale, 775 nucleotides. RefSeq names its product 40S ribosomal protein S14. The coding region runs from base 84 to 539 and encodes 151 amino acids. The record is from RefSeq and is a predicted model, not a curated record. Gene Ontology annotation, cellular component: cytosolic small ribosomal subunit; ribosome. Gene Ontology annotation, molecular function: small ribosomal subunit rRNA binding; structural constituent of ribosome; mRNA 5'-UTR binding. The transcript is spliced from 6 exons. NCBI's taxonomy places the organism in Eukaryota, Viridiplantae, Streptophyta, Magnoliopsida, Zingiberales, Zingiberaceae. Gene Ontology annotation, biological process: ribosomal small subunit assembly; maturation of SSU-rRNA from tricistronic rRNA transcript (SSU-rRNA, 5.8S rRNA, LSU-rRNA); translation.
GUGGGUCUGCUAGGGUUUGGUCCUUCUUGCUCGAUUGAGGGGUACUUCCGCCGUCUUGUUGCUCUCUAGCUCUCGCUUCGACCAUGUCUGGAAGAAAGAAGACCAGGGAGCCCAAAGAGGAAAAUGUGACGCUUGGUCCGACUGUACGAGAAGGCGAGCAAGUUUUUGGCGUCGCCCAUAUUUUUGCGUCAUUUAAUGACACUUUCAUUCAUGUGACUGAUUUGUCUGGAAGGGAAACACUUGUCAGGAUUACAGGUGGUAUGAAGGUUAAGGCUGACCGAGAUGAGUCAUCUCCAUAUGCUGCCAUGCUUGCAGCCCAGGAUGUUGCACAGAGAUGCAAGGAACUUGGGAUUACUGCUUUGCAUAUUAAAUUACGUGCUACUGGUGGUAAUAAGACCAAAACACCUGGUCCUGGUGCUCAGUCUGCUCUUAGAGCCCUUGCUCGUGCUGGGAUGAAAAUUGGUCGGAUUGAGGAUGUAACUCCAAUUCCUACCGAUAGCACGCGCAGAAAGGGAGGAAGAAGGGGGCGGAGGCUGUAGUUUGUCACCGUAUCUGCAUCAAGCUUUUUCAUUAGCAUUUUGGAAAUCAAGGUCUUUUGUUAGCAUUUUGGAGAUUGAUUUCGGAUGUACUACAAUAGCUUAGUAGUUUCUCAUUGAUAAGAUAUGGAGCCUUCGCUACGGACUUAAAGCUUGUGUUUGUACACCGUUUGGAUUCUUCAACUUAUCAUCUAUGUUUCUAUCCUCUUUAAUAAUUGCUAUCAUUAAACUUCUCUAUC